Brassica napus (rape) is the source of this 1847-nucleotide messenger RNA. RefSeq lists its product as uncharacterized. Bases 300 to 770 code for a protein of 156 amino acids. The transcript has 3 exons. The record is from RefSeq and is a predicted model, not a curated record. Lineage: Eukaryota; Viridiplantae; Streptophyta; Magnoliopsida; Brassicales; Brassicaceae.
ACAUGAGGGGAAUGACUGUGCCACUAAAAAGGAAGUGCUCUGUUCCUCUUCUCUCUCUCUCUCCAACCUCAUUUCUCUUCGUGUCCAUGGAGGCUGCUUAAAAACCCUAACAGAUUUUCUUCCAAACGGAGAUCAUUGAUCCACUAGUAAAGAAGCAAUCAUCUCUGUAUCUUCUUCUAACGAGAAGAAAUCGAUCAAUAGCCUUUUCUUACUCCAGCUUUAGAGACGAGCUGAUCCUGUGAUCUCCAAAGACGUUUGAUUUUUGAUGAGAUUAAAAGCGACUAGGAUUGAUCUUGAAAAUGGAAACGCUAAUCUUAGCUGCAGAACAUGGGAAGAAAACUGUUGGACGACAUAGUGAUGGUUUUAGAUCGAAAACGUUAAGGCAAAUCAAUUGCAGAACAUUCCAUUAUGGAUAUGGAGUGGGUUUGCUUCCAAGGCCAAAGAGAACCUCUUUAACCAAAGGACCUCUUCCUCAGGCUCCUUGCGGUAGAGGCUCUCAGAGCCGUUGUGAGUUUGUUGAGAAAAGGAGAAGCCUUUCUUACUCUGAGCUUUGGGCAGGUCCUACUUACUCCAACUCUCCUCCACCUACUUCUCUCCCCAUUCCUAAGUUCUCUCUCAGGCAAAAGAGGACCGUUUCUUUGAGCUUCCCACCUCCCCAAGCUGCCAAGUCUGCGCCUGUUUCUCCAACCUCUUCUGCUGAUAACCCUUUUCACACUACUGUCUCUGCCACUGUGACACUGCGUCGCAUGCUCAACCUUGACCAUGAAUGAGAAUAUCACGAGUCUUUAGGUGGGGCAACAGGGGUUAGUUUUAGUUUUAGUUUUCUGCAAUACAUAAAUAAGUAGCUGGUUUGAUUUUCUUUAGUAGCGUCUGAUGGUGGUGGUAAAGGAACAACGUGGAAGCAGUCAGUCUUCACAGCAGAGUUGGUCAGUUGUUACUGGAUCUCCUAUCCUAUCCUAUCCUAGGUGGAGCAGAUUGCUAUAGUGAGUAGAAACACUCAGGAAGCGGAUUCUUGGUUUAGCAUUUAGGAUGGCUAGCUAGAAAUCACCAGUCUCUAUCUAACAUAUAUACCCUGGGUUGGUGACUGCUAAGUUCUUAGGGCAUUUCCUCUUUUCCCUUUGUAUAGGUUUCUCUUUUAGAGUCUUGGCUUCUUUUCUUAAGUGGGUUAGUUAGCAACUAGGUUCCUGUCUCUAUUCUUCCAAGUUGCAACAUCUUUUGGUGGUCUUAAUCUUACCCUUCCUGCUUUGUCUCUCUCCUUGUUCAUAUCUUUUCUUUUCAUCCUUCUGAGUCUUCUUUUCUUUCGUUUAUGUCCAGCCUUAAAUCCUUGCUACUUGUGUUUAGUGGUCUUCCUCUUCAACCCUUUCCUGAUUUUUUUUUUUGUAAAAGGAAGAAGGGAAUAGGAAACUUUUUCUUGUGACCAACCCUCUUGAACUGUCUCUAGUCUACUGGUAAAUAUUCAUCCAAAUGUUUCUGGCGAUACUUCUUCUGAAGACAAAAGACAUUCCUCAGGCUCUUCUUGAUAAUAGUGUUACCUAGACUACUUUAAAAGUUUCCUUGGAGUUUCGUGAUCCUGCCUACUCUGCUCACCAGGGGCUUAUAGAAGCUGCUACUCCGCUCUGCUCCGUUGUUGAUGCUUUUGAUCAUAGUUCCUUUGUCUCUACUAUCUUUUGGUUUUCUUGUUUUAGUUACGCAGUGACAAGUAUUGUCUCAGUGUUUGGACCUCUGCUUUCCAAAAACACAUAUGUUUCUCCUUGUCUUUGUGUAAAGUUUGUGGCAGUGUUGUAGGCAUUUUGGUAUCUGGUACUGAGUUUUAAUGGUGAAGGAGCUGUAUCCCUUGUUCCCUAUAA